AAGUAUGGCUAUGAUGUUAGAAAACUACCACUCAUCUCUGAAAAAUCAUGGAGCAAUGAAUAAAAGACAGAUUGGAGAUAAAAGUAAGAUUCCCGUAAUGUUGCACCAACACCCCUCAACAACUCUCCGAAAACACUCUCUCAUUAGAACAGAAUACCAAGGCGAUGGAGUUACAGCACCUCAGUUCUCCAUCAGAAGUGUAAACAAAGUGCUGUCCGGAGGAAAGAGGACCGACAGGAGAAAACUUUCUGAUGAUUUUGUGAUAAGACGGCAGGAUUCAGAAAGGCAAAGUAAUCUGCUGUCCAGUUUGUCAAUGGAAUACAUCAACUCUUCUAACGUCCUCUGCUGUGUUAGGGACUCGAAUGAACUCUUACAGGCUAAACUGGCAAGUUCCAGCUCUAGAUUAGUUGAGAGGAUAAACGACCAAGCGGAAGUGCUUUACAAUGAUAUCCAGCACCCAAAAGCUUUCAAACAUCCUACAAACAAUAUCUCACAGAUUAAGGUAAAGCCCAGUAAGAAGAAUAAGACCAGUUACACGGAGAUGUAUUUGGCUAAACAGCAGCAAUUGGAUAAGCAACUUGACAGAAAGAAGUGUGCCAAUAUUUCAAAGCAGAGGUGUGAGAAUGAAAGACAGUUCAUCAGUCCAGAAAUUAGAAAUUAUCACGGAGAGGAGGGAACAGAAAGUAAAAUAUCUACAUACCCGCACACUUUACCCAGUGCAAUGUGCACUAUCUCUGGCGGAGGAGAGUUCCCGGCACUAUACGGAGGUUACUCUGCCUUACCCCCCAUCCAUACCACGCAGGAACCAGCUGUAGAGGAGGAAGUUCUGCCCCCUCCCUCUCCCAAGAAGGCUGGUGAGGGUUAUUCAGCUCCAAAACCGCAAGUUACAUACAGACCCUAUACUUUAAAAGAGUACGGAGCAAUGAAGAGAAGUUUUGGUUACAGAACAGGUGGACUAGGACCUGAUACCUUAAAUACUGCUUAUAAAUCAAAGUUAUAG
This is a messenger RNA of Bolinopsis microptera, 1000 nucleotides long. RefSeq lists its product as uncharacterized. The coding region runs from base 5 to 1000 and encodes 331 amino acids. The record is from RefSeq and is a predicted model, not a curated record. The transcript has 9 exons. Lineage: Eukaryota; Metazoa; Ctenophora; Tentaculata; Lobata; Bolinopsidae.